AUGCCUUCACCUUAUCGGAGAUCGUGCCGAGACUGCGUUAAAGCGAAACGUCGCUGUGACUUAAAUUCACCGUGCUAUCGCUGCCGUGUUCGAUCCUUGCCGUGUACAUAUGAGAAACCGCCACACAAGAGACCUAUAGCAGUCGCUGAAAUUACAGACGGUGAACAUCUUAUGACGCCAGUCUCGCCGCAAAGUGUCACUACUCGUAGCGCCAACGCUACGGAAAUUCCGGAUGCAAAUACGGCUAUCGGCCCCUUGGAUGUGUAUGAUAAUGCUCCCGCGGGUCAGGCCUUAACUGGGUCGGCUUUCCCCCCUUUCCCGGACUUUGACUUGGACUGGCAGGAUAUCAUGAAAGAUAUCGAUAGCUACGCGGUCCCGGACCAAGUUGGGAUGGAUAACACGGCGCCGACCCGGAGUGUCUUGGUAGGUGAGAUAUAUCAAGAGCGGAUUAUUUCAGCAGUGAAUCAAUUCAAGUCCUGGCCAAGUAUGUUCGCAAUGCGUGGACAUACCCCGUUUAUACACGCCCGGUUAUACACACACCAACUACCAUUGGUCAUGCAAGAAGCUCUUGGAGUGUGUUCCCUUUAUACCCACAAAAAUAGUCAAAACGAACACUUAGUCAAUCGGUGCAUCAGCGAAGCGGCGCGACGACUAAUAAGGGAAUACUCCGAGACGGGCAAUAUGUCACCCACCGAACAAUUAGCCUCAGUGCAGGCAUUGUGCAUCUACCAAAUCGUUCAACUAUUUGAUGGUGAUAUCGCGUUACGGUCGCAGGCAGAAGAGGCAGGGCCUAUCCUGGAUCGAUGGCUUCGACAGCUCAAAUGCCAAGCCAAUCCGGUCAGCGAUUCAUUAAAACAUGCGACUAACACAGGGUCUGCACACGAUGCAUGGCGGGCGUGGGUAUCUGAUGAAUGUAUACGACGAACCCUCAUCGUCGGCUUUUCCAUUGAAGGGCUCUACUCGUUUCUCAAACACGGUUGGGAUGCUUCGCACCAUGAUUUUGUGGAUCUUUGUUUCUAUGCACAACGGGCGCUCUGGACUGCACCAUCCGAAUACUUCUGGCUAGCAGCUCUUCAGGACCACUUGUUGCUGCCAGUGUGGUUUCGGACAUGGGAGCACGACAUUGAUCAAGCGCAACCAGGAGACAUGGAAGAGCUCGGGAUGAUAAUGAUGGGGUUUAUAAAGGGAAUAGAUUAUUGUCGUCAUUGGCUAGGAAAAGAUGCACUCCAAAAAUUUGGUCUCGCGUUAAACGAACUUGGCUCAUCCGCCUGA
Penicillium verhagenii is the source of this 1272-nucleotide messenger RNA. RefSeq names its product Zn(II)2Cys6 transcription factor domain-containing protein. Gene Ontology annotation, biological process: regulation of DNA-templated transcription. The record is from RefSeq and is a predicted model, not a curated record. The coding region runs from base 1 to 1272 and encodes 423 amino acids. NCBI's taxonomy places the organism in Eukaryota, Fungi, Ascomycota, Eurotiomycetes, Eurotiales, Aspergillaceae. The transcript has a single exon. Gene Ontology annotation, molecular function: DNA-binding transcription factor activity, RNA polymerase II-specific; zinc ion binding.